Molecule: messenger RNA, 759 nt
Organism: Pochonia chlamydosporia 170
Lineage: Eukaryota; Fungi; Ascomycota; Sordariomycetes; Hypocreales; Clavicipitaceae
Exons: 3
Coding region: 1-759 (252 amino acids)
Source: RefSeq, a predicted model, not a curated record
AUGUCUCAGCAGCAAGGUUUGUCUCUUGAGCCGGAAUGGAACUUCCAACGACACAUUCAACUAAUGGCUGCGAGGUCAGGCUCAGACCACCUCUAUCCUCGGCCGGACUUGAACAACCUGUCCGAUUUCUUGAGAUCUGCGGGCAACUUGUUUGGAGAUUCAGCCUCGUCUCAACUCACAGCAUUAAAUGUGCCUUGGGACAUUAAGGACAGCUUUGUGGUCGUACACGAUUUGGAGACGGGCGAUUGCAGGCCGUUUGGGACGACCAAAAAGGAUGCCCGUACUUUUAGGGCCCAUGAUAGCCUUACCCGUCCGUCGCUCGUCUUUUUACGAGGUUACGCAUCACCACACUGGUUGAACCUUAUCGGGCAAAAGCAUGGCGUAAGCCCAGAGCUUUAUCAACGGCAUCUGGACUAUGAUGCCUUUAGCUCAUCGGGGAGGGACUUGCACCUCGCCGGGCUUGCCGUCUUCCUCUACCCCUCAUACGAACCAGAGGAUCUGCAAAGCGCACGGCAGCAGCAGUUGGAAGACAUGAAAGCGUACUUUAGACAUCUGCGAGGGCAGGCCAAUCUGGUGCAUUCGGUAGUCCGCAGAUGUCUCCUUCUAAGCAAGCAGGUGUAUGUCGUGGAGCAGAGAGCGUCCGUGGAGGUUGCUAGCUGUGGAGAUAGCUGGCGAGCCAUAAUAUGGCUGGACAAUGGAAGAGAUCUUUCUGAGAGCGUUGCUGGGCCAUGGCUUCCAUACCAGGCCAGGUUGGCCUGA